Schistosoma turkestanicum is the source of this 705-nucleotide messenger RNA. Lineage: Eukaryota; Metazoa; Platyhelminthes; Trematoda; Strigeidida; Schistosomatidae. The record is from the annotation of a GenBank genome assembly.
AUGCAUGUUUGUAGUCGAAUUGAUCCCCUUUUCUUCUUUAUAUCAUUCUGCAGAAAAAAAGACAAGUUUAUUUCAUGGGAGGUUAUUUUGAGUGAACUUGGUGAAUGUUUCCAUGUUCUCAGCAACAUUCCCGACAUGGAACGUCGUCUCGAGGAAAUUUGCGAUAAAAAAUGUAUUGGUGACUUAUCUGUUUAUCGGUACAAUGAAUCUCGGGCGAUCGAGUGGUUGUCGAAUAGAGUAUCCGCUGUUUAUAAUGCUUCCUUCAACUGCAAGGAUCCUGUUUUAAUUUCUCAGCUUCGAUUAAUUGCUUCUAAUUCGUCUUCUAAUCAUACUGAUGAGAUAAAUAAUGAUUCAAGAGUUCCAGAAUUUACCUCGAGCUCCAAAGAAGCUCAAUUAUUAUCAACCAACCAAUUGUCACAUGAAGCAUGUUUAAAUUUAGCCUAUCAGAUGGUGGCUGAUUAUCUUCCACCAGAUUUAUGGAACAAACUCCGAGAAAAGAUUGGAUUAAAAACUACCACUGUUGAACUCAAUUUAUCAGAGAACGGUUCUGCUGUAAUCAUCUCUGAAAAUAUAGACCCCAUUGAUAACCGAUCAUUGGAGAAGUCGUUUGAUUUAGAAAAUUGUCAACCUAAUAAAGAUGAUUCUUGUUUGGCAUUAAAAUUAAAUGAGUCGAAAGUGAAUGAGGUUGGUUGUACUUUUGUGUAA